CAGCGAUGUACAGCAGUAUAUGUAUCUGCGUGUUCCUUGCUGUGCUCUCAGCGAGCUCUUUCGGACAGCAAACGGUGGGCUCGCACAAUGGGAAUCCACUGGCUGCUGAGCUUGAGCAGAGCUUGACAGAGCAUCACCGGCACGUCCGUGCCCCUUCGUCUGCUGGCCCGCUGAAAGCUGUGCCGCGGCUGGAUGGAAGCAUCGAGCAAAGAGCUAACAUCGGCGCCUUGUUGGCCAAGUAUCUCCAGCAAGCCAGAAAAGGUCCCACUGGAAGGCUCUCAGUUAUGGGAAACAGGGUACAGAGCAUUGACCCUACGCACAGGAUAAAUGACAGAGACUACAUGGGCUGGAUGGAUUUUGGACGCCGCAGUGCUGAAGAGUACGAGUACUCUUCCUGAAGAACAGCAAACUAUAGCAACAGAAAAAAAAAAUCACACUCCCAUGUCUGUACAGAAAGAGAAGAAUUAAUUUGUUGUCCUCUUCGAAUCGGUGUUUUAAAAUAUAUCAUGUAUUUGAUGUAAAUUUGUCUGUAAGACUAUACAAUGCAAUAUAUACAUAUGCAGAAUUUUCCAGAAAAAUGUUUUCUUUCUUUUGUGGUUUCUCAUACAUUGAUAUUAUAUUAAAAUGAUUUCACUUAUCCCUUCUUGUCCUG
Cariama cristata (Red-legged seriema) is the source of this 652-nucleotide messenger RNA. RefSeq names its product cholecystokinin (gene CCK). Gene Ontology annotation, biological process: digestion. The record is from RefSeq and is a predicted model, not a curated record. NCBI's taxonomy places the organism in Eukaryota, Metazoa, Chordata, Aves, Cariamiformes, Cariamidae. Gene Ontology annotation, molecular function: neuropeptide hormone activity. Gene Ontology annotation, cellular component: extracellular region; axon. Bases 6 to 398 code for a protein of 130 amino acids. The transcript is spliced from 2 exons.